Pseudomassariella vexata is the source of this 5076-nucleotide messenger RNA. RefSeq lists its product as uncharacterized. Bases 1 to 5076 code for a protein of 1691 amino acids. The transcript has 3 exons. The record is from RefSeq and is a predicted model, not a curated record. Lineage: Eukaryota; Fungi; Ascomycota; Sordariomycetes; Amphisphaeriales; Pseudomassariaceae.
AUGGCUGAAUGCGACGUGGUCAGAAGCGAUGCCGAGAUAGAGGCAAUGAGAAGAAACGUCAAAUAUGAAUACGGCGAAGACAACCUGGGUGAUGAAGAGGAAGCAGGCCCGAGCAUCCGGAUCCCGCAAAUUGCCAACUUCCUGCGCGAUCAGGACUGCGAUCGCGGCAUGGACUGGAAGAAGAAACUGAACCUCGUCGAGAAGUACCUCGAAGGCGCCGACGAGCUCCGGAAACAGGGUCACCCCGACUUCCAACCUCACUUGGUCGCCCUUCUAGAAGACUGUCUGAUUCUGGUCGACGUCCAUCGAAAUUUUGAGUCUUGGAACUACGGCAAGACAGCAUGGUCGGGUGACUCGCUACUAAAUGCCUAUCAACCCAAGCGACUGCCCCAAUACCCGCAGCAAAACCCCGUUCCACACACGAAGUACGCAGUGAAUCCCUGGCCUCGGAAACACAUCGCACUUAUACCAAGGCCAGGCUGCGAGCGGCAUACGCCCUUUCUAGAAGAUCUCUGCACGUCUGACAUGAACUGGGACACGUACUUCCAGAGCGAGCCCGGGCGAGUUUUCAUCAGGGCCAUGACCACACUAGGAAACCACGAGAGCCUCGUCUUUGUCCCCAGUCAUGAACCAUACGCAACCCCUCCAUCUACAGGCGGAACCCGCGCCCCCCGUACCCCGGAAAACCCCGACGGGACCAACUAUUGGGAAUUGGAGAACAAGGUAUACGAGCGGUGCAUCGAGGGCGGAAUAGAGGAAACCGUCGCCAGUGCCCCCCUCCGCGGCCACCUCGACACCUGGGACCAGACGAUGGUGAGCUGGUCCAACAACCGGGGCUGGCGUCGCGCCGCCAUCCAGCAAUGUCUGAACAUAUUCACCAACAAUGAGAACCGCAUCCUGAACACGCCCUGGCGACGUGUCGUGCUCCCCGAGCCCGUCAAAGCACAACCGGACAUCAUAUUCCAUCCGCGCGCCCUGCCCCGCGACAAAGCCGCCUUCCAACACUUCGGCACCCUGUCCGCAGCGGAGCAGGACCCUUCGCCCUGGACUUACUGGUAUAACCAGUAUCAGGAGCAGACGACAUACCUCUCGGCGUGGUACCGGCGCACGUUCAACAAGGAGCACUGGGGGAACUUCACGCAGAUUGCGCUGCCGAUCAAUUACCGCGGUCCGUACUUGUUUGAUGAUAAGUGCGUGUAUGAUGACCAUUGGCUGCGGAUAGGGAGGCAGCUCAAGACUUUGAAGAAGAUGCUACAAGAUAUCAAUGCGAUGCACCUCCCCGGGCAGCGCUGGCUGUUGGAGACGGUCGUUAGGGAUAUCGAUAUUGGUGCCUUAGGGAUACCGCGGUCGCGGGGGAUUAUUCCCCGACACGGGGUUGACGAUGUAGAUGGGGAGAGAGACUCGUUCCAGCUCGUAGAUGAGGCCGAUGCGGCGUGGUUGGAGUUUCUGUGUCUGCCAACGUCGAAUGAAAGGUUGAUCUUGUCACAGCAUGAGAAUCAUGAUAAUUUGUUGGUCUUGUUGGAUCAUCGGCUGCAGACGCUGUUUAACGAUACGAUAACGAGGAUCUUUUGGGUUCCGGUGGAGAAUCCGACGGGGAUUGAUCAUCAGUUGAGGGUGCGGUGUGUUCCUUUGCUGGAAUUGCUACCCGUUUUGAAUAGGGGCGGGAGACAUCUGAUUGGAGAUGAUGUGAAGGGGUGGGAGGCUAUAGAUUUGGAUGAUAAAGAGUCUGAGCCGCCGAAUAAGCUGUUUCAGUUUACGUUGAGGCAGGCGCAGGAUUGUUUGUUCCAGUUGGCGAGACUGGGGAGGCUGGUAUACAACGCCCCAGUAGGCUUCAACGUCCCCGAAGCAGAAAUCGAGGCCGAACUCGGGCACAGCAAGGGUCACCUCCGCCUCUACCAAACCCACGACGACUCGGACUGGGGUUCCGUUGGCCCCGCCACCAACGACAUCUACCCGGAACAGCGGGUGCUCUGGCGCCACGAAUCCCUCGAGGCAUGUGAACGAUUUAACAAUGCCUACAAACAAAAAUGGCUCGAGCACAUGACGACGCACAAGGGCGCCUCCCUCGACGGCCCCAACCCUGGCGUCACCGGCUGGACCGAAGAACAGUACGCCGCUACCUUUCAUCCCGAGGCGGCCUACAAAAAGGGCGCGUAUAAGCCCUGUGGUGAGGAGCAUGAGCGCCAGGGGCCCUGCUGGGAAGACCUCGUUGACUACCACGCCGUGUGGGAAAGGAAGUACAACGUCUCCGAGAGAACGAUUCAGUUUUUCAGGAACUUGGCGUAUCGUAUGGGCAGGACGUUAAGGCAUUAUGAUCAGCUCAAGCAGAAAACUGUCAAGAGGUCGACGCUUACGCAGGAGAAUUUGAAUGCGGCGCUGGAUCAGUGGCAGGAGGACGUCACGCAGGGAAAUACUAUUGAGGGCCAGGCGGCACACCCCUUUGCGCCGGGCGGGGUAAGGGAUAUUAUCGAGAAGAUCGAACCUUUGAACCCAGCCCUCAAAGACGGGGAUACACAAACGCUGUUCGGCAUUGUCCGCGAGGGGCUCAUCGAGGACGCCGUCCAGAAUAGAACUAUGGUGUACCCCGGGCGGCUGGCGGCGUAUUCAGACCGGAAGGGCUGGAACGCUGAGGUUUUUGAGCGGGAGAACCUGUGGAGUUGGGCCAAGGAGCCGAUUAGGAGCUAUACGGCCAAGUAUAGACGGAAGAAUUACUUCGAUAUGCGGCGGUGGCCCGUGGAGCAGCAGAGCUCUGAGACGCAGAGCCGCAUUCGGACGAGGGCUGAUGAGGUACCUAGGUUGGUGCCUGGGUCCCAGGAAUACAAUUACGGCAUAAAGAUGCGGUCGGUUUCUCGUCCUCACUUCCCCCAGAGUACGGGACCAGCUGGGGAUGCCUGGGAGAAGCAGUACGAGGUUGUUGCCCAAGCUAUCCGACAUGGACCCACGGACGAAUUGGCCAUCCAUGCCAGGCUGGGCAACACGGAUCUGGUUAUUGAAGGCGAUCUGCGCCCUAUUGGGGAUGAUUGUAUCACUGCACUUCAAGCUCACAUGUUCCCCAGCUUGAAGACCACGACGUGCAUUGGUGCCGGUAGGUUGGAAGUAAUGGGGAAGAUCCGGGAGCACGAGGAGAUGGAGCGCCGUAGGAAGACGGGACAGUUGCAGAUUGGUUAUGUCAUGGAGGGAGGCGGCGUGUACAAGGGUACAAUUCGACUCAGAGGCUACGGUCCGUCAGUGCCGGGCACGCUCGAGUCGGAGAAAGCAAAACUGCAGGAGAAAGAGGUCGAGUUGAAGCACAAGAAGCAGGUCCUUAAGCCGAUGGUGCGGCCUACCGAGGUGUUCAUCCCUGGACCAGCUGUGUAUCCCAUGGGAGAUACGCUGUUCCAGCAGGUUAUACUCAGUCAGCAGCUUGAGAAGAUUCUCAAAGAACCAGAGCCAGAAAAAUCUCUACCCAUAAAAUGGCUCCAGUCUAUCACAAGAUGGUUCAGUUCCCCCCCUAAUCGCGUGCCUCUGCUGCCCGAUAUCGACGUCGCGCGCGCACCCACCAGCGACCCCCACAAGAAGCGCAAGGCGCCCACUGCUUUCCUGACACCCAUCGAUAUCAAGAGGCGGGCAGUCGAGGGACCUGACUCGGGUGUACCUGUUCGGUCACCGAGUCCGGAACUUAAUCUCAGUCUGGAUUCCAGGAUCAGCCCGGAGAUCAAAAUACAGACGUUACCAGUUGCAUCGUUAAGCACUUCAGUCGAGAGGCAGCUGAAAGAGACGGCUGAUAGAUGCAAGAUGACUGCUGAGCGGAACCCCUAUAUAAUCGGUCAGGGCGACGACCAACCAUUGAAAUACCAACCGGCAGCCCCCCAGGCCUCCAAGAGUACAAGCACAGGCCCCACGCCCAGCAACCAGUCUGUCCUGAACCUAAUCGACGACGUCGACCAAGCCCGCACCGAACUAGCAGCCAAACAAGGCCACGCCCCGGACCAAGAAGCUGUCGGCGGGGCCUUUAACGAGGGCAUGUUGAAGUCUGUGUUACACCAAGUCAAGGAUGCGGUGACGAAAUCCGAGGUCAUUGAGUUAGAGUCCGAGAACAAGGUUCACGAGGAGGAGCUGCAGGAGAUUCAAAGGGAGUUGGAUCGGUCGGCGGAGAGGGAGAAAUUGAACGGAGUGUUGAGCGAGGGGGAGAGGGAGGAUAAGAAGGGGUUGCAGAUGGAGUUCAAAGACAGAGAGAGGAUUUCGAUUGGUGCGCAGGAUAAGUUGGCGAGUUAUGGAGCGUUGGAUCCGAGGAGCCGGGAGGAGCUGAUGGCGAAUAUGGAACAAUUUGGUUCUAAGCGGGUGGAUGCGAUAACCGCAGCGGCUCCUCUGUCGAAGAAAGACGGAGAUGAGAAUGAGGGAGUGGACGUGGCCGAGGAGACGCAGAGACUUAGGGAGAGCCCCAGGGUUGGUGGCGACGAGGCUCCUCCUACUUUGCCUUUGAAAAUAUUCAAGACGGCGUCCCCUGAGCCCACCACCAUGUCCCUUGGAGAAGAAUUCGAAGGUACCGCAAAGGUUCAGGGGAAGAAACACUCCAUGCAACGCGCCCGGGAGCUCUUCGACCAAACCUUCCCCAAUGGCGCCGAACAAAUCCCCACCUCGGCCUCGCAGCUCAUGUGCGGACACUACGCACUGAUCAAUAGCAUGGCGGCGCAACACCCUGAUUUGCCUCAGCCGCGUCUCAAGUCCCUGCAGAAGAUAAGCCGCGAAAUGUCGACGGCCGAGAUGAAUAAGACGUUCAUCAAUAACACAGAGACGAACAUGCGGGCGGAUCAUAUCGCGGGUGUUUUGAGGACGUGGGGCGAAGAGAAUGGGUUAGAUUUGCAGUUGGGGAUUGAGUUGCAUGGUAGGGAUGAUGUGUACAUGUUCCCGGUUCCGGAUAAUAAGUACCCCGGGGGCAGGGGGAGGAGGAUUGUUUGGGUGCAUAAUAAUGAUGCGGAGGAUCGGGUGAGGGCUACGACGGGUGGCGGGGUUGAGAUUAUGAUUGUAAAUCAUUUUGAGGGUUUGAGGGAUAGGGGGCAGGGUAAGAGGUCGAGGAAGAAGGCUAGGUUUGCUUGA